GCGGUACUGACACACCCUCUGUAUCGAAGAUCAACGGGCACAGCAAAAGCUGCCUGAACACCUAACACGCCUGAGACUCGGCUACGCCUCAGCCACGCCUUCACCCACGCGUACCUUGCGCUUGAACACUGCUCCUGUUUGUGCGCAGACCAGCUGCCACUUUACCGCUUUCAAUCCUGAGGUGGAACCGCCCAUUGUUGCGCCCGGCGGUGCAGCGCCUAUAACAAAACCCCACUGCCCUGCUCCAAGACUACUCAUUGCUGUCUGUCGUCAAGGCUACUGGUAGUCGCAGGCCGUUCUAUCUUUUCUUCAUUUUCGCUUCUUUAAACCCUCUUCAUUCUUUAUCGACCGCGGGCUCGGUUUACUGCUCGUAUCCUUUCUUUAAUACCUCAUCAUGGGCAAGUUAAUCAAGAACCACUGGGCACGCCUAGUCGUCCUCACAGCCGCCGCUUAUCAAUUAGCCGCUGCACUCGAAGCCUUCUUCUGGCCGAAAAUCUUCUGGGACUUCCUUACCAAGAACCUCGACUCUGCCGUCAAGCCUUUCCCCGUGCUCCAAAUCAUCAACCUCAUCGUCGGCGUCGUCGCUCUCGCCUGGGGAGUGGCCAUUACCGCUCCUCGCCGGCACCGGUCUGCACCGAUCCAUUGAGGCCCGCCUAAUCUUCUACCCACUCUGUGCCCUCUGCGCACUGCUCCUCUACCAAGGCACAAACUCGGGUCUUUACUACAUCGUCGGCAUGAUCGCGUACUUCUGGGCCUACAGCGAGGGAGAAAUCGUCUGCCCGGAGCCAUGGACCCUGCCCAAGCGCGGCUCAACAGCACGGAAGAUCGGUGUAUAGAGAAGGAACCCUUCGCCCCAGUAUUUCGCUUCGACCAAUGUACGACUAUUUUACACAGAGACGACCAAUGUACGACCAGUUAAUUUCGAAUCUUACGUAUCAAGCGUCCCGACAAUUUCUUGCGCGUGCCAGUCACAAACAUCAAGCCCAAUUUGAAUGAAGAUUGCCAAGGGAAGCAAAGGAGAAAUGGUCGUUCAAGGAGUUUCAUUAGAAAGACCCAGGUGGCAAAGGACGAAACAGCAACUUUUUGGGGGAACUGUCAUCGAAUCACGAAAGCGAAUUCCGUACUUAUUUUAUUUUUAUCGCUCAAGAGCUGAGCAUACCAGAAGGAAAAAACACUCCC
Messenger RNA from Parastagonospora nodorum SN15, 1179 nucleotides. RefSeq lists its product as hypothetical. NCBI's taxonomy places the organism in Eukaryota, Fungi, Ascomycota, Dothideomycetes, Pleosporales, Phaeosphaeriaceae. The coding region runs from base 395 to 646 and encodes 83 amino acids. The transcript has 2 exons. The record is from RefSeq and is a predicted model, not a curated record.